GCGGAGCAGCUUCAUAUCAAAGUGAUAAAUCGGAGCCAAACUUUUUCUGGCACUUGCUGCCGGCAGAUUAUUAUUUUUUUUUUUAGCUGUGCGCAUGUGCGAAGGUGUCCAAGACUGACAAUGCUGGAGAGAUAGCGCGAUUGGAUUGAGAAAAACCAAGAGAAAAGGGGACAGACAAAAAAACAAAAAGGAGGAAAAAAGAGCCGAGAAAAAAUCCAAACAAACCCACGCCGAGAGACUGGCACCAUGAGGUCCAAAGGCAGGGCGCGGAAACUGGCCACGAGCGAUGGGGAUGAUGAGUUUGUGCUGUACCCGCCUGACAUCUUGGAUGAUGUGUGUGGCUCCGACGGUGAUCCUACACCCUCAUCAGUCAUGGCAGAGGACCCAGCAUCUCCUCCGCUCUCCGAUGACGAAGCUUCACCUCAAGAGGCCUUCUUGUUCCAGCACCCAAGCUUCUUUGCACCCCAAGAAGAGCUGGCAAUUCCACUGGACUUUGAACUGCGAGAGUCAACAGUUCCAGGUAGUGGCAUGGGUAUCUGGUCUCGCAGGAAGGUAGACAUUGGUGAGCGCUUUGGACCCUAUGUGGGAGAUUAUGGACCUUGUCUCCGAGACCCCACACAAAGCUGUGAGAUCUUGGAUGGGUCAGGCCAUGUAAAAUUCUGCGCUGAUGCCAGCAGACCAGAUAUCAGGACCUGGCUGAAGCACAUCCAGGUUGCCCCUGCGACUGAGCAGCACAACGUGACAGCGUGCCAAAUAGAUGAUCAGAUCUUCUACAAAGCCACCAGAGAGAUUUUCCCUGGUGAGGAGCUGCUGCUUUUCAUGAAGGCUGAAGAGUAUUCAUGUGACACCAUGGCGCCUGAUAUUCACGAGGAGAGGCAGUACCGCUGUGAGGACUGUGACCAGCACUUUGAGUCCCGCAACCAGCUGUUGGACCACCAGAAGCAGCCGUGUGGGAUGCCUCCCUCCUCCUUCCUGAACCCAGGCGGAGGAGACAGUGACCUGAAGGCCCAGGAACCCCAAGACUUGCGAUCUGUUCACACGUCUCACGGCCUCCAUGAGUGUAAGGAGUGCGACCAGGUGUUUCCUAACAUUCAGAGCCUGGAGGCUCAUGGUCUGUCUCACUCUGAGGAGAGAGAAUAUAAGUGUGACCAGUGUCCCAAAGCCUUCAACUGGAAAUCGAACCUGAUUCGGCAUCAGAUGUCGCACGACAGUGGCAAACACUACGAAUGUGAAAACUGCUCAAAGCAGGUGUUCACAGACCCGAGUAACCUACAGAGGCACAUCCGCUCACAGCACGUCGGGGCUCGGGCCCAUGCCUGCUCCGACUGCGGCAAAACCUUCGCAACGUCUUCGGGCCUGAAGCAGCACAAACACAUCCACAGCAGUGUCAAGCCCUUCAUGUGUAAGUCACUAAGACCCUACCUAUGUGAAGUGUGCCACAAGUCCUACACCCAGUUCUCAAAUCUGUGUCGUCACAAACGCAUGCAUGCUGACUGCCGCACACAGAUCAAGUGCAAGGACUGCGGGCAGAUGUUUAGCACCACCUCCUCACUCAACAAGCACCGGCGCUUCUGCGAAGGAAAGAACCAUUUCACAGCAGGGGGACUGUUUGCCCAGGGCAUGCCUCUUGCUGGUGCCCCUGGUUUGGACAAAGCGGCUCUGGGGGCCAUGGGUCACAGUAGUGCUGGACUGGCUGAUUACUUUGGAGCCAGCCGUCACCACAGUGGGCUCACCUUCCCUGCUGCACCAGCAUUUCCCUUUAGCUUCCCUGGCCUAUUCCCAUCUGGGCUCUACCAUCGGCCACCUCUCAUCCCUGCUACCACUUCUCCUGUGAGGCAGCCAUCCCAUGUGCCUGUUGCUAGGUCUGGUGCAGAACUCAGCAAGAGUCCACUUUUGUCUCUAAGUCCCGGAACCCAGGAGUCCAGAGAACUCCUUAAGGCUCUCCGUAAUGAUAGUGGCUCGCCUCAUGGAAACCAGAUCCUCGGAUCAGAGAUCCACACACAAAGCUCCUCAUCCUCCAAGAAACAGCAGAACAAGCCAAGUGACCAGUCAGAAAGUAGCGACCUGGAUGAUGUCAGCACACCCAGUGGGAGUGACCUUGAGAGCACAACAUGCUCAGAACUGGAGAGUGACCAGGACAGUGAGAGGGGUGCUGCGUGUGAAAAUGGAAAAGGUCCAAAGAGGAAAUCAAAUGAAGGAGGCCUCCAGAACCCUGGCUUGUCAGGCAGCAGUGCUGUCAAAGACUUUCCUGGCCCUUCGCUUAUUGCUUCCUCGCUGGACGAGCACACAGCUGUUACAGGGGCUGUGAAUGACUCUAUUAAGGCCAUUGCUUCUAUUGCAGAGAAGUACUUUGGCUCCACAGGGUUGGCUGGCCUACAGGACAAGAAGGUCACAUCUCUACCUUACCCUUCAAUGUUCCCACUACCUUUCUUUCCAGCAUUCUCUCCUCCAGUUUACCCUUUCACCGACCGUGAUCUCAGACCUCCAGGCUUGAAGGGUGACCCACAGUCGCCAGCAGAAGACUGCAAGAAGACCCCGGGCAAACCUUCGUCUGACUCCUCUAUUGACCUCACCACCAAGCGAAAAGAGGAGAAGCCUGUCUCACUUGCCACCUCUAAACCAGAGGCUUCCCAUUCCAUCAGUGAAGAUCAGCCUCUAGACCUGAGCAUGGGGACUAGGAGCCGUGGAUGCAAUGCAAGAGAGGAGGAGGCAAAGAAGAAACUAGCAUAUGAAGAGGAGAAGGCAACUGUGGAGAUCCCAAAAGCUGAUAAAUCAUUACAGCAUGCCAGACCCACUCCUUUCUUUAUGGAUCCCAUCUAUAGCAGGGUUGAGAAGAGAAGGAUGAGUGAUCCGUUUGAGACUCUGAAAGACAAGUACAUGCGGCCAGCUCCAGGCUUCCUCUUCCAUCCACAGUUUCGUUUGCCAGAUCAGAGAACUUGGAUGUCGGCCAUCGAGAACAUGGCAGAGAAGCUGGAGACGUUUGGUUCGUUGAAGCCAGAUUCUGGUGACCUGCUGCGCACCGUCCCCUCCAUGUUUGACUUCAGAGCUCCGCCUUCAGCACUUCCUGAAAUGCUGCUGCGCAAGGGUAAAGAGCGCUAUACCUGCAGGUAUUGUGGAAAAAUCUUCCCCCGCUCCGCCAACCUGACUCGCCACCUUAGGACUCACACAGGAGAGCAGCCAUACAGGUGUAAAUACUGUGACCGCUCCUUCAGCAUCUCUUCCAACCUGCAGCGUCACAUUCGCAACAUCCACAACAAAGAGAAGCCCUUCAAGUGCCACUUAUGUGACCGAUGCUUCGGGCAGCAGACCAACCUGGACCGUCACCUCAAGAAGCACGAGAAUGGGAAUGUAUCAGGCACUGCAAUGUCUUCUCCUCAGUCUGAACUGGACAGUGGCAGUGCCAUACUGGAUGACAAAGAAGACUCUUAUUUCAAUGAAAUAAGAAAUUUUAUUGGAAAUACAGGCCACAACCAGGCAUCCCCUGAUCCCUCUGAGGAAGGGUUGAAUGGCGGCCCCUUUGAAGAAGAGAAGCCAUUGAUGGCUAGCCACGGGUCACACAACAUCGAGGACGAGGAAGCAGAGGAGCUUGGCGCUGAUGAAGAAGAUGAGCAGGAGCAAAGUAACAGUCCUAGGAAACUUGACGACGGGGUGCUACCAAGCAACCUCACUGACGACAUUAUCCAGGAAGACAUGGACUUCAGUAUGGCAAAUGACAUGAAACUCAACUGUAAAGCUUCUCUGAGAAGGUAUAAGGAUGAGGAGGAACAGAGUGGCUAUUCAGCUUUGGAUCACAUUCGACACUUUUCAGACAUGCGUAAGCUGGAGGAGAGUGAGCUGAGUGAUGGAGAUGGAGAUGAAGAUGAAGGAUCAUUUGGCUCCGCCUCUCUAACUGAGGCAGUCAAACAGCCACUAUAUAGGAAAUCCAAGUCUCAGGCUUACGCCAUGAUGCUGUCUCUGGCUGAAAAGGACUCUCUCCAUGCAGCCAACCACACCCCAGCCAGCAUGUGGCACAGUCUGGCCCGCGCUGCCGCCGAAUCCAGUGCCAUCCAGUCCCUAAGCCAUGUAUGAUGACACCUGUUUGCACCUGCUCUUUCACCAUUCAGCCCCCACUCCCUGACCUAUGGCACUGGCAGCCCGUUGCGGGGGUCUCACUUCAGGACCUUUGGGCCUCUGACCGUUCACAGAGUGACUGCUGAGCAGAACCACGGCCCAUCUGACUGCUGGGUGGAGCACCAUAUACACACAAAGCGGGUCAGUGUCCAGCUCCACAAUCCACAACAGACAAAGAGAGCC
Thalassophryne amazonica is the source of this 4293-nucleotide messenger RNA. RefSeq names its product MDS1 and EVI1 complex locus (gene mecom). Gene Ontology annotation, molecular function: protein binding. The record is from RefSeq and is a predicted model, not a curated record. Gene Ontology annotation, cellular component: nucleus. Lineage: Eukaryota; Metazoa; Chordata; Actinopteri; Batrachoidiformes; Batrachoididae.